AUGCCGACGCUACGUGUGGUGCCCCAUGUGCAGGUGCAUGCCGAGCCGCCUGCGCACCACCUGAUGUCUACGGAGCAGUUCCGCGGCCCGGAGCGCGUCGGUUUCCAGAACCCAUGGGACAGCUGGCACAAGCCGUCUCCGUACGAGGUCGUGCAGGGCCUCGAGUGGGGCGAGCGCCCCGGCACGGAUGCGCACAAUGUGCGCCCCAACCUGACGGCGGCCGUGCGUGGUGUGUUUUCGCCGCGGUCCGAGUCGCCGGACCUCAAGUCGCAGGCCGAGCGCAAAAACGCGCUGCCGCUGCAGGUGCAAAAGCCCGACUUUGGUUUUGACAAGGAGCGCGCAAAGGCGACGUGGCUGGGGCAUGCUGGCGCGCUGCUCCAGCUGCCUUCGCUGUCGGGCGAUGGGCGUCCGCUCACUGUCCUAUUUGACCCUAUCUUUUCGGCGCGGUGCUCGCCGUCGCAGCUCGUCGGCCCGUUGCGCUUCUUCCCCGCACCAUGCACGGUUGCGGAUUUGCCAGAGAUUGAUAUCGUGGUCAUCUCGCACAACCACUACGACCACCUCGACUACCACACGAUCGUCUCGCUGUGGGAGCGAUUCGGGACGAAUGUGCACUUUGUCGUGCCCCUCGGCAACAAGGCCUGGUUCAUCCACGAGACGGUGGACAUUGCGCCCGACUCCGUCACCGAGCUCGACUGGUGGGACGAGGCGACGGUCGAGGCCGGGGGAAGUGGCUCCCUGCGCAUCGUGUGCACGCCGGCGCAGCACGGCUCGGGGCGCACGACGUCCGACGCUGGGCAUACGCUUUGGUCGAGUUGGAUGCUCGAGCACACCAGCGCACGCGACCCCGAGGACGUGUACCGUGUCUUUUUCGGCGGCGACUCGGGCUUUCGAUUCCGCGUGGGAACGGACGAGUGCUGCGAGAGCCCCGAGGCGAUGGACGAGAAAGGCGACGUUGGAAGCGCCGACGAGAGCGCCGUGUCGACCCCCACGCAGGUCGAGUCGCCGCUCGCGACCAGCACGCCGUCGCCUACCGACAUGCGCCCCCGCCUGUCGAGCGACUCGCUCAAAGGCAUUCCGUUCCUGGAAAAGCACAAGAUACCCCACAUCGCAAAGGUUCGGACCCUGUCCGAGUCGAGCGCGCGCGACAUCUCGCCCUUUCGCCGCCGCCGCAGCGAGGACAAGGCAACUGUAUACCCUGCAUGCCCCGCGUUUGCGGAAAUUGCGGCCAAGCUCGGCGCGCCCGACAUGCUCAUGCUCCCAGUGUCGGUCGGCGCGACGUACGCGUUCCUCAAGAGCUUCGAUCUACUUCCCGACUGGAUCAGCCCGAUUCCCCGCCUGUCUGACGGACUAACUGGCGCGAAUCAUAUGAGCGCCUCGGACGCGGUCGCCAUUCUCCAGAUCAUGCAGACGCAGGGACGGAGCAACGGCCGCCCGCCGCGCCACCGCCCAGUCUGCCUCGCGAUCCACUGGGGGACCUUUGUCGAGGGGCCUGCCGAGAUCACCGAGACCAUCUUCCGCCUCGAGACGGCCUGCGCGCAGCGCCGCGUCGCGUUUGUGCGCGCGUACCAAGGUGUGCCCGAUGGACCCGAUAGUACCCCCGCCUUUGCCCUGGUCAACCACGGCCAGAGCAUUCGGGUUGUAGCUGACUAA
Messenger RNA from Malassezia japonica, 1650 nucleotides. RefSeq lists its product as uncharacterized. Gene Ontology annotation, molecular function: N-acylphosphatidylethanolamine-specific phospholipase D activity. Gene Ontology annotation, cellular component: cytoplasm; membrane-bounded organelle. Bases 1 to 1650 code for a protein of 549 amino acids. The record is from RefSeq and is a predicted model, not a curated record. NCBI's taxonomy places the organism in Eukaryota, Fungi, Basidiomycota, Malasseziomycetes, Malasseziales, Malasseziaceae. The transcript has a single exon. Gene Ontology annotation, biological process: N-acylphosphatidylethanolamine metabolic process; N-acylethanolamine metabolic process.